AUGAACCCCACCGACGAGGAACUCGACCGCGACUGGCAACCCAAUGGCCGCCGACCUCAAUCUACGAUUGCCCGAUCUUUCAGUCAAGAGCUGAUGGAUAUCUUUCGGAUUGAAAACAGCCUUGCCGACCUAGACGAACAAAUUGACAAGCGAAAACAGCAAGUCAACAGUGGCCAGACCGAAUUAGAGGCCCUCGAGGCUAGAAUUAAGGAGAUGGAAGAACGACUGAAGAAGCAGAACCCCCCGGGAGUCCCCGGUAGCGUGAGCCCCCGGUCUCAACGGCAAGCCAUUAGCGAUGCGUUUGGCAAGGCGGCAUCUACAGAGAAGGAUCUCGCACAGCAGCAGCAAAGGUCGCGACCAGGAACUGCUAAACAGGUACAGCAAGCACCUGCCCAUGGAGGAGCUAUGCCUCCGACCCCCACAGCCAGCGAAGGUGAAUACGUACUUGUCAAACAUAGCUCCUCUGGUGACGGCGCCGCUUGUUCUCGAACUUUUACUGACUAUGUCUACGUUUCUAAAGAUGGUGGUGACCGCGACAACUAA
This is a messenger RNA of Daldinia childiae, 543 nucleotides long. RefSeq lists its product as uncharacterized. Bases 1 to 543 code for a protein of 180 amino acids. NCBI's taxonomy places the organism in Eukaryota, Fungi, Ascomycota, Sordariomycetes, Xylariales, Hypoxylaceae. The transcript has 3 exons. The record is from RefSeq and is a predicted model, not a curated record.